AUGUCUGAUUCAUACAAAAAAACGGUUGAACAAUUUACAGAAAUAAUAAAUGCUCGUCAUGUAAAUCAUCUUGAUAAAGUUCUUGAAGAAAAUGUUGAAAAAAGUGAAAAUUCUAAAGUUAUUUAUAAAAAUAUUGAAGAAGCUCGAGAAUAUUAUUCAAUGGAACAUGAAGCUCAUCCAUCUGAGAAUUUUCUUCUAACUCAAUUUGGAGAAGAAGAUCAAGAUAAUCAUAGAUUAACAGCAAUUCUUUCUUAUAAUAAACAUGAUUAUGCAACAACAUAUACUUUUUCACCAUUAGGAAAAAUUCAAAAAAUAAAUUCAAUUCUACAAGAGCAACAUUAA
Molecule: messenger RNA, 342 nt
Organism: Rotaria sordida
Lineage: Eukaryota; Metazoa; Rotifera; Eurotatoria; Philodinida; Philodinidae
Source: the annotation of a GenBank genome assembly